AAAGCCGAGGAAUACAGUAGUGAAUAUAAUUCACUUCUUGGUGAUGACCCAGAAAGCUUUUGGGGUGAGGAUGAAAAAGAUAAAGUAGACGCGGAGAUAGGAUAUAGCGAGUUAUUGGACGUGGUUAAGGAAAGAGGUAUAGUUGAGAGUAAAGAGGUUGAGAGCAUUGAAGAGUUGAAUGAACGUGUUAAGAACGUGGAGGAAAAGAUUGGUAGAGUUUUGGAGUUAUUAGAGAAAAAGGGAGGUGAUCCAUAA
Molecule: messenger RNA, 255 nt
Organism: Acaulospora morrowiae
Lineage: Eukaryota; Fungi; Glomeromycota; Glomeromycetes; Diversisporales; Acaulosporaceae
Source: the annotation of a GenBank genome assembly